AUUCAAUUUUCUUUUGAUAUAAAAAAUGGCGUCGUAUGGAGGUGGGUUUGAAUGACGCCUCAAUUGGCUGGUAUAAAACGAAGAUAGCUUUCUGAAGUGACAGUGCAGUGAAAAAAUGAAUUUCCCAUACUCGUGUAUUUUUUUUGACGAAAUGUUAGAACUUGUCAAAUGCAAAUAAAAGACAAAAUAUGCUAUGCUGUGGCGAUUGUCGACGACAUGUCGGCAAUCUAAUAAAAAGUACAGAGCGGGUGUCAGCAAUAGCAUUCGUCGCCUGUCUAUGUGUGCUGAUUACAGAUGGACAAGUGAUACCACAGCAGGAUGAAGGAUUUGAUUUCAAAAUAUCAGAAGUAAAAAAUGAAUACAUAGUAACGUUUAAUGGAUACUACUCAACUGAAGAGAGAGCAAAGUUCAUGAAGAAUGCCUUAGUUAAUGUCUCAACAAAUUGGAAAGAGAUAGCUAGAGACAACCCUGCUAGUGGGUUCCCUAGUGAUUUCAGUCUUGUUGAGUUUGCUCAUGAAGCCCCAUUAAUGAUCAAAGCUCUUUACAAGAGUGAAAAAGUGAAGCAUGUUUCACCCCAGAAGAAGGUCACAAGAAUGCUUUUGAAAACAACCCACACACCAGAUGAUACACAGAAUGAUGAAAACACAAAAGCCUUUAACACACCAGACUGUGAGCCUGGUACUGAAGGAUGUGAUUAUCCUAAAUGGUUCCCAAGGAAACUUAAGAGGUCAAGUAUUGAGCAGUUAUCUGCAGACCAAGUACUUGGCCAUAAAUCUCGAAAGUUGUUAAGAACAUUUCCCAGACAGAUAACCCAGACAAUGCAAGCAAAUAUACUUUGGGGAAUGGGCCACCAUGGGAAAGGAGUCAAAGUUGCUGUUUUUGAUACUGGGCUGCCUAAAGGUCAUCCCCAUUUUAAAAAUGUGAAAGACAGGACAAAUUGGACUGGAGAAAAAACAUUGGAUGAUGGUUUGGGCCAUGGCACCUUUGUUGCUGGUGUUAUUGCAAGCAGCAAAGAAUGUCUUGGAUUUGCACCAGAUGCAGAUUUGUACAUAUUCAGGGUUUUUACAAACAGUCAGGCUUCAUAUACUUCUUGGUUUUUGGAUGCUUUUAACUAUGCAAUAUUCAGCAAAGUUCAUGUUUUGAAUCUGAGUAUUGGAGGUCCAGAUUUCAUGGACAGGCCUUUUGUAGAUAAAGUAUGGGAAUUAACAGCCAAUAAUAUAAUUAUGGUGUCUGCAAUUGGAAAUGAUGGUCCUCUUUAUGGGACUCUUAACAAUCCUGCAGAUCAAAUGGAUGUCAUUGGUGUCGGUGGCAUCGACUUCGAUGAUCAAAUCGCCAAGUUUUCUUCAAGAGGAAUGACCACUUGGGAACUUCCAGGGGGAUACGGACGUGUCAAACCAGACAUUGUGACGUAUGGAUCAUCAGUGCGAGGCAGCAAUAUUAAAGGAGGCUGCAGAUCAUUGUCUGGCACAAGUGUCGCUUCUCCCGUUGUUGCUGGUGCAGUCACACUGCUGGUUAGCUCUGUUCUUGCCAAGGGUAUAAAUAUCAACCCAGCCAGUGUUAAACAGUCGCUGCUACGAUCAGCAAAGAAACUGCCCAGUUUCAAUAUUUUUGAGCAAGGCCAUGGUAAACUCGACCUUUUAAAGGCUUACCAAACCCUGAGCACUUACAAGCCGCAUGCUUCACUUAUCCCAAGCUCAAUUGACCUGACCGAUUGUCCUUACAUGUGGCCAUUUUGCACCCAGCCAUUAUACUACGGAGCUAUGCCUGUUGUCAUCAAUGCAACUAUUUUAAAUGGAAUGGGCAUUACAGGCAAAGUCAAAGGGAAGCCCGUUUGGCAACCAUUUUCCCUUCAACACGGAGAAAUGAUUGAGGUCGGAUUUACUUACUCAGAACUCCUUUGGCCCUGGUCUGGUUUCAUCGCCAUUUUUAUUUCAGUGUCAAAAAAGGCGGCUGACUGGGAAGGAACAGCUCAAGGCCAAUUUAUCUUGACCAUUGUCUCACCCGGAAAGGAGGAGAAUGAAGAGCCAGUCGAGUCGAUAAUCAAAGUACCAAUAAAGGUCAAGGUGAUUCCAACACCACCUCGAAGCAAAAGAAUUCUUUGGGAUCAAUACCACAAUCUGCGGUACCCCGCGGGUUAUUUUCCACGUGAUAACUUAAGAAUGAAAAACGACCCGUUAGAUUGGAAUGGCGACCAUAUUCAUACAAAUUUCAGAGAUCUUUAUACGCACCUGAGAAAAUUUGGCUAUUUCAUCGAAGUGCUUGGGUCUCCUUUCACUUGUUUUGAUGCCAAGCAGUAUGGUACGUUAUUACUGGUAGACAGUGAAGAGGAAUAUUUCCCGGAAGAAAUAAUCAAGCUUAAACACGAUAUAUUUCAUCAUAAAUUAUCUGUUAUUGUGUUCGGUGAGUGGUACAACAACGAGGUUAUGAAGAAGAUCAAGUUUUACGACGAAAACACGAGACAAUGGUGGUUGCCUGACACUGGUGGAGCCAAUAUACCUGCGUUGAAUGAUCUUAUGAAAUCAUGGGGAGUUCAGUUUAGUAACAGAAUUUUUGAAGGCAAAUUCACUCUUGACGGGAAAGAAGUUCCAUACACAUCCGGAACAAGCUUGGCACAGUUUCCUGACAAGGGUAUUGUUAUUUACGCUGAGAAAUUAAGCGACCAAAAAGGAGCUGUUCUGACUGGGAAUCUUAAGGAUGAAAAUGAUGUACCCGUCCUAGGCCUCUAUCACCCGACUGCAAUUAAUGCAGGCCGGAUUUCAGUGUUUGGUGACUCUAAUUGCCUGGACAGUGCCCAUAUGGAAAAAGAUUGUUUCUGGCUGCUUGAUAUGCUCUUGGAGUUCUCAGCAACUGGAAUAAUUCCCAGCGUCUUGCUAGAUGCUGCAGGGCCCCCGCUUACAGAUACAAAAGCAAAGUCGUCACCGGAAAGGAUGUAUGGUACAAAACUUCACAAGCAUUCAAAAGUUCUGGAUCCAUUAAAAGCCGGUGUUUUCAAAACACGUCCACUUCCUCCUUGUCCAUCUUUGAAGUGGGCAGUCUCUCAUCCAGUGAACAUGACAGCACCUCCAAAUAUAGUUUUAGGAUCACAAAAGCUUCCAGUAAUCAAGCACGGCCAGAAGAACCUACUUGAUUUCAAUGAUGAGCAGACACUGACCAUUUACAAAGACAGUGAGAAUGCAGACUUCAAAAUUAUAAACGGACUUUUACUAACUUUACCAGCAUAUGUAGCCCUGCUCGGUAUUGUAUUCUUUCUAUUAUGUAUCGUUGCGCGGAGGUUCAGGCGAAAGCCAAGAAAUAUUCUUGUAAGGGUAGGUCGACAAAUUAGGAAAUUUUAAAUUGUAAAUAGGUUUAGUAAUGUAGAAGAAGUAUUAGAAGAUUGAUUCAAAAAAUUC
Molecule: messenger RNA, 3389 nt
Organism: Rhopilema esculentum
Lineage: Eukaryota; Metazoa; Cnidaria; Scyphozoa; Rhizostomeae; Rhizostomatidae
Product: membrane-bound transcription factor site-1 protease
Biological process (GO): proteolysis
Cellular component (GO): Golgi apparatus
Molecular function (GO): serine-type endopeptidase activity
Source: RefSeq, a predicted model, not a curated record